GUGUGUGCUAAGAGUUACUUCUUCUUAUUGGAAUUUAUAUUCUUUGGUGCUCAACAAUAAGCCGCUCAUUGUCAACGUCAAACGUCAAAUUUCAUUUAUCCAUCUUCUGUUGUCUGUGGUCUUCUUGAAGUGCUUGAAACGAAAUGUCAAAUUAAUUUAGUAAAUUACGUCGCACAUAGUUGUUCAGUGGUUUAUAAAUUAUUUAUUGUCUCGUAGUUAUCAAUUUCAUCUUGUAACUUACACAGACCAAUAAAUAAGAUGUCGGAGGGGUGGGCCAGUUUGCCUCUCCUCCCACUCCGGAGCAUCCUCGACCAUCUCAGCACGAAGGAUGCGCUUGCGACACUCUCCACCUGCCGUCAUUGGCGGAGUGCCAUCUUGUUAUAUGAAGGAAGAAAGGACACAUUGAAGCUGCGAGUGAAGCAGCUGGAUGAGAGCCUGUUUGUGACUCAAGUGUUCAGAAAACACACAACAAAGCUGCACGUCUACAUCGAUAGCCUUGGGGAGAGCCUGGACGAAUUCAUGAACUAUGUGCUACCUCAGUUUUUGGACUCACAAAAGUUGCAAGAGUUAGUGUUCAUCGGUCCAUCCUACUCAACGCAGUGCUCAAAUUCACCAGUUGCCAAAAUAAAUCGAAUAAUCGCCGAGAGUUUAAUAUUCAAGAAUAUGCACUGCUUACAAAAACUGACUCUACUAGGUUGUGAAAUGGGAACAGUAAAGAAUGAAAAUGGUAGAUACACUCACAAAAAUGUAGAAUACUAUUCGAGGCCACUAUCCUUCAACACGAUGCCGUCGCCCAAAGACACCGUCCUGUCACGGUGCAAUGCCAGCCUAAUGACCUUCUCUACUUUACGACAAAUAGUGCUAGACUACGACCGGCUGAGCACGGACACGUUAGAGACGCUCUCCGAGCUGAGCGAAGUGUCGCAGCUGACGCUCAACAUUGGGCUGCGGCGCCCGCUCGCCUUGCCUACCGUGGACUGGUCCCGUGCUCACAAGAAACUGAGAGUGGGCCUCAAUAUUAUAUCUGCAUCACGGAAAGUGUUCAAUGAAGUUUUGGAGAAAGUGUUCGUCACGGAACUGCCGCUGUAUUCACUGAAAGUCAUGUUUUGUAAAUCUUUGUACGCGGACGUGAUCUACCGCACGGUGCGGCUGUACCCGGCGACGCUGCGCGAGCUGGUGUGGGCCGACGCGCCCUCCGACUCGGCCGACAUGUUCAGCAGGAUCAUCAAGCAGUCGCGCGAAGCCGAGGAUAUGGUCAUGUGUAACGUGAACCCGCUCGUGUUGCUGUGCUGGCAGUGCUCGCACCUGCAGAGGCUUGUCAUACACGGUUACUGGGUGUGGCAGUACGACCUGAUGGGCUUCGUGCGCCUGCGCGACACGCUGCGCGAGCUGCAGGUCUCCGCCGUGUACUACAAGCAGUCGCGCUUCAGCUCCGCCGUGUGCAGCGACAACGUGGUGCGCGUGCUCGCCGCCGACGACCACAAGCCGCUCGACGAGGAGUACGUGAGGCAAGUGAACGAGUCCGCGAAUUUCACGUGGACGCCGGUGUCGUGGGAGGACAUGCACGCCGCGCUGCUCCCGCGCGCGCUCGCCACGGACCGCACCGACUACGUGCUGCUGGAGGCCAACCGACCGUUCUAAGUCAAUACCAGACUUUACAAGACAUGGAGUGUUCCACCACACAAAGUUACCUGCUACAAAUGACUAUCUCGUAAGAACUUUCAAUGUUGUUCCAAUGAAAAUAUAUUUAUACACGUUUACUAUCUCAAUUAAUAUCUCAAAAUGCUUUUAAACUUUAAGGAUUUGAAAUUUGCAUAUUUUAAUGUAUUUUGUUAAUUCUGAUAUAGAUAGAUCUAUCUCACGAAGACAGUAUGGUUAAUGAAGUUGUGUUGGUCUUUAACAUUAAAGACGCAUUUAGUUUGUGUUCAGGCUCGGAUCGGUUUUCGCAUGAAUAAGUGAUGUUAGUAUGCAAACACCACAGAAUAGAGAAUGAUACAGAAUGAGUCGUUAUAGCCAUACGGAAGCUGGUGAAAACCAUGAAACCCAUCCAAAUAAUGCAAAUUUUUGUUCUGUAUUUCAAGAUUUUAUUACAUAAAUUAUUAUCAUAAUGGACUUUAAAUCAAUAUUUACCUAUAAAAAUACUCCAUAUUAUUGAACAGUUUUUUAAAUAUAAACACAAGACGUCAUUUUUCUAGAAUCAUAUUGGAAGUUACUGAUGCGAUGCGAUGUCGUAAUGAAUGUAGAAUGUACGAGUAUUCGUUUUUUAUGGAUCGGAACGUACUUAGUACAAAAACGGAACCAGUGGCGGAUUUACAAAUUUGCCGCCUGUAGGCUAUUGAAUUUUUGCUCCUACUGAACUCUGAAAUUCUAUAGGUAUCCUAAUUAAAUUCGAUAGAUAUCCUAGUUCGCAAUCAAUACAAUUAGGCACCUUACAUUGUGUCAAUAAAUUUGGAUGUAAUAGGAUGUAUAGGAUUAAAAUUUUAAAAUUAUCGUUACAUUUGCUUUAUUUCUGUAGAGAACGUUUUUUGUGUCAAAUUUGCGGCCCCCUAAAAUCUGCCACCCUUGGCUCCAGCCUACUUAGCCUACUGGUAAAUCCACCCCUGAACGGAACCCUUAUAAUAUUUAAUUUAUAUUUGGAAUGGCUGCAUAACUGCCGUGUUACGCUCUAUCUGCCUAUUAUUCUUUAAUCUGUGGCAAAAACUAAUGUGAUAAGUUUCAAAGUGCAGUUACAAAGAUGAACUUAAGCUGUCUUCGUGAGGUAGAGUGACUAUAGUUAAACAUAAGAUCUGCGGGCCUUUGCGUGAGUUAUAAAGGAGGUCAGCCACGUUCAUAAAUAACCUAAUGUUUUAUCGAUAGCUUGUUUUUUAUUUUUUUUUAUUCUUUACAAGUUAGCCCUUGACUACAAUACAAUCUCACCUGAUGGUAAGUGAUGAUGCAGUCUAAGAUGGAAGCGGGCUAACUUGUUAGGAGGAGGAUGAAAAUCCACACCCCUUUCGGUUCCUACACGGCAUCGUACCGGAACGCUAAAUUGCUUGGCGGUACGUCUUUGCCGGUAGGGUGGUAACUAGCCACGGCCGAAGCCUCCCACCAGCCAAUACUGCAAAUCUAUAUCUAAUUGAACUUUUUACUUUUUAAAGUCGGGAGAAUAUUUUAUGUAAUUCAUCAUUCAUCUUUUGUUGAGAUUAGAAGUGAAUUUAAAGUGGACACAAUUAUUCAAGAGAGACUGCUCUUGUCAUUAUUUUUUUCAAAUUAGCUCCAUUUGUCAUUUAAAUUAUUUUUUUAACAAUAAAUAACACGAAAAUAAAUAAUCUCGUCUGAUAUUUAGUUAAUGAGUUAUCUGUACCUAGUGUAAGUUAAAUAAGUGUAAGUCUUUGGCAAUGACGCACAGGUUAAAAAUAUAGUUUAAUGACUUUACAGUGACUGUUGACUGUUUGUCAUAUUGUGUUUGUCUGUGGAUAUUAUAUGUAUGGUUUAAGGCUUAAAAGGCCUAGAGCUUCAAGACCCCAAACAGUUUUAAAAAGUAAAAGGAAAAAUUGUAUAGGCAAUUUAAAAUAAUUAUAUUUUAUUUAUUCUGCUCCAAAAAAUAAUUGCUAUAGGUGUAAUUAAAUCGUCCAACAAUUAAUAUUUUUUUUAAAUACUUCUGGCCAUUACCAAGUUAGUUGUGACCGACCUCCUUUGUGACUAUAUCACUCUCUCUUUUAUAUACGUAACGAACGAAAGAGAGCGGUGCCAUGCUAGUGAAGACCACUGGUGACGUCAUAACUCUGAUAUUCUGAUAUUGUCCAUCGAAUCGCCGUGACCUUACAAACUAUAUGAUACGUUUCUUACUUGAAAACUUAAAUAUUUAUUCAGAUGUCAACUUUAAAAUGAGAAUUUUUACAUCGUUUGUUUUUGAACAUCGAUGUUUCAACCGAUGAAAAUAUUUGCUUACAGAAUGCGACUCGAUGGAUCACAUGAUCUUAUUGACACAAUUAAAGACAGUGUCGUUAUGUAUGAUACUAAAUAUUAUCUUUUUAAUAUAGCCGUUGAAAGAUAAUUUAAAUGUGUAUGUAUUUUAAAUUUAAAUAUUUCUCGUUAUUAAUCGGGUAUCGGGUUAUUUAAAAAAUCUUUUCUAGUUUAAAAAAAAAUUUUUAGAUGUAAGAAGAUAUAUCUAGAAAUGUAAAGUAUUUACUUCAAAAGGAUGCGUUUGAAUAUUAACACGAGAAUAUUAACGGCCAUUUUAAUUAGGCCUAAAUAACAAAUUAUCUCGAAUAUUCGUAUUAUUGUAAAUUCGAAAUCUCAUGUUUGUUAAAUUGCGUAUUAAGUAGUCAAAAAAAAAAUAAGAGUCAAAACAUAUAUUGCGAAAGUUCCUUUAUGUAGAGUUAAAAAAAAGUAUUAAAGAUUUACAAAAAGUUUACAAGAAAUCUACUACUUGAAACUUGUAUUGCACUUAACAUGUUGUAUCUCAUUAUAAAUAUACAUAUGGUAGUUCCGAGUUACUCAGGGAUUGGAAAUGUAACACAAAAUCAUAACAAAAUGCUAGAGCCUUUACACAUAAUAAGUACAAAGAUCCGUUAGUAUGUAGAUAGUAGAUAACUAGUAAACUUACACUUAUUAUCGUAUUCAGCUGAGAAAGCCCGAGCCGACAAUUUAUAGAGUACUAGAGGACGCCCGCGACUUCGUCCGCGUAAAAUUCAGUUUUUCACAAAUCCCGCGGGAACCAUGGCUUUUUCUGGAAUGUAAAGUAGCCUAUGUGUUAAUCCUGAGUAAAAUCUAUUUUCAUUUCAAAUUUCAGCCGAAUCGCCGUAAAAUUGACAAAGUUUCAUACAAACUUUCACCCUCUAUUUUAUCCUCUUGGGGAUAUAAUUGAUCAUAACUCUUUCUUAGCAGAUGCCUCACAUCUACUUGCGUUGAUAGAUCACUGUGUCAGUCAGUCACCUUUUGAGUUUUAUAUAUUUAGAUAUGUCUGUUAUUCAUUUAUUUAUUAUUAGUGGUUUGUGUGUAGAAAGUUGGUUUUGUUUCUGUAAAGAUCAUUACUUCAGUUUUAACGCCCUGUCUGUCAACCUCUUAUUGAACACCAUAUCACUACUUCCAAAGACAAAUGGACUUCCAAAGGUGUGUGUAUCUACUUUUAUUGUACACAAUACUAGCAAAAUGUACUUAAAAUCAUUCCUCUAAAAUGCCGCGUAGAAAUUCUAAUUUAGCCCCUUAACAUCAACAUAUUAAACAGAAGUCAAUGGCUAAAUUGUUGUUAAGACUAGUUUCAGAAUUAUUUAAUAGUUAGUACCUUAAGGAAGAAAGAAAAGUUUAUUUGGACUACACAUCACACAAACGAAAGAAAAGAAAAGAAUAAUUAAACUAGGUUACAACUAGCAUGAUAUGAUCCUAAAAGGGUCUCCUCUCAGCAUAUUUCUAAUCCCUGAACUAACUCGUACGUAAAGUUACGUCAUAUAGCGUGUAAAUAUGUUGCUUUAUCCAACGUUUAGCUAACAAAAACAGUUGAAAUCGAAAUAAACACGUACCUUAUUACAAAUGUAUAAAAAAAAACCAAUUACAUUAUAGUUAAGUCAUAGAGAAAGUCAAUUUUCACCAAAUUACUAACAGAGUGUUUAUAUGUAUAAAAAUAAUAUUUCACCUGUGGCCAUAAACUUGUUAUAGAUUCAAAUAAAAAAAUAAUUGUUGGUAAAGCAGUAAGAUCACACUGAAAUGGAACUAAGGUUUUUUUUAUUUAAAGCUCAAUUUCGUGUAAUCCAAUAGUUCCAUUUUAUUUGUAUUUAUAUAAUAAAUCUAAGGCUAAGGCUGCUUCUCUAUAGUGGCUCUUUAUUAUUCAUUUUCUGUUCGAAAAAGUGUUCCACUCUGUCCGACUUGUCCAAGAACAACAAAGAAGAACAACGAAAAAAAUGCAGUAGUUUGAAAACAGGUUUAUGACAACAGAGGAAACGAAUAAAAUUCAAAAAAAUAGAAUUUCCUAGUAAUUUCUAUAUAUUCACAUAUAGUAAUGUGUAUAGUGAAUUGAGAAUCGCCGAAUGAUAUGUUUACUGGCAACAUCUCUCAAAAAAAAAAAUACGAAUUUAUCGCGUAGUUGAAAUCGAGCUAAGCGCUCGAGGCGCGCCAAAAUUUGCCAAGAAUCGCCCGUGGAAUAUUAAUUAAAGAACAGUGCGAUUCUUUAGUAUAACUCUACGGAGGCAACGUGUGCUAUUUGAAGCGUGAAUAAUAUGUGAUAAUAUACUUAAAUAAGGGACCCACGAAGUUCCAUGUAUGUGCCAUGGGUAUCGGUUUUUCGGAUGCCAAUAUUUGUUGUUCCUCACAUUUCUCUAUCGAUAUGUAGAUUGACGUAAUUUUGAUGUUUCGUCAGACAUUUACGGAAUACCGCCAUUUUGGUAUCGGACUAUUGGAGUUUAUCGAAGUUAAUCGUUAAUGCUUAAAAUAUAAAUGGUUGGUAAAUGUGAGGACUAGAACAAAGAGGAUAAAAGAAAUACAAUAAUACGUAAAGUAUUUCCUCAACAGAUACCUUUUGUCUAUCAAUGGCGCAUGUUUGCCUGCGUAAAAUUAUACUAAAUAUAAAAAUCCCAAUAACUAGAAGGGAAUAUUCAAUUUUAUACUCCAGUUUUUAUAAAAGACCAAAUAUUGAAUAGUGUACGCAACUUUUGACGCGCAAAGACUUCCAAGUUUUCGGGUAUAACUUUUUGAGUGAACAAACCUAUUCAAUGGAGUAUGCGUUGAUUGGACGACGCUAAAUGUUCUUCCCCACUUUAAGAAUUAAUUAUUGAGACAAUAAGAACUUGAAAGUAAAGAAGGAAAAUGUGAUUGUGAAGCGAAAGUUCUCUAAACAUUUUUUUUCCAAAAGACAAAGAGAAAUAUUUUCUAACGCAACGUUUGUACAAUUAGUCACAAUAGUGACACUUACAAGUAAAACAUAACCGCUUCCGAAACAUUUUCCUAUAAACUAACUCCAUUGAAUGAGGUUUCUUUUCGAAAGAAGUUAAGUCUCGAAGCUGUUAGGUAAACAUCUAGUCAUGAAGACCCUCAGACCAAUCACCUUCUAUUGAACUUGUAUCGCACUCAGAAUCUCCAACAAAAUUGUCUGUCGUAGUUUGAAGGUCAAACUCACACAGAGAAAAUAUUUAACACCAAUAAGUAUAUUAUGUGUACAGUACACACCACUAUAAAUUUUAAAUCGAUAUACACACACGAGUAAUUUUAACACAAUAAAACGUCGACUCUGUAAACGCAGUUUGUAUGAAUACGUUAGAUCAUGAUCAUAUACUUUAUACAGAGGGGUAACCUCUAUCGAGGCAGGUCAUAUAGAAGGUAAUUGGUCUGAGUGAAGACCGUGGGGCUAUUGUACAUAUUAAAACUACACAUGACACUUGCGGUAAAGGACAAUCUGCACAAAACGUAACCAAGUAUUACAAAAUACAUAUUAUAAUUUAUAUAUCGACUCUAUAGCUUUAAGAGAAGGAUAAUCUCGACACUGUAUGAAAUACAGAUAUUUUUAUCGUACGUGCCACACUGAUGCUGCGAAAUGAUUCUAGAUUUUUUCUGCGAAACGUAAACCUUAGAAGCAUAGAAUAGGCAUUUAGGAGAGUACGAGUACACAAAGUUUAAUGUGCUAAGAACACACGGCUACAUUUUUAAGCACAAAGCAGAGAAAGAAGAUUAAAUGCAAUAAUCAGUGGCUUUUCAAUGGAAUUUACUACAGCUUUAGUAAAUUUUAACGUACAAUAUGUUAAAUUCAUGUAACCCUAAAUUAUUUUCUGGUUCAAUAACCAACUACAACUAACCAGUUCAAUUAUCCAUGAUUGACAAUAAUAAAUACUCAGAGCGCACACGUGAACAGUUUUGUGUUUACUUACAUUAUGUAUACAGGAUGUCCCGUAAUUAAUGGAUAACUUGGUCAUCCUAAGGAUUUUUCAAAACUAUUCAAAUUAGUUUUAGAUGAUUAGGUGGUGUAUCUACCACUUGCGUUUUAUCCAUUAAAGUUCGCCUCAGUUAUGAUGUGCUAAUAACAUAUAUAUAGUAUAAAAUCAUUGAUUAGUAUAUUAGACUGAUUUAGUAACGCUCUAACCACUCGUUUGCAAAGUUUCUUCAUAUGCAUGUGAAAAUGUCGUCGUGUGCAAAAGGUUUUAUUAAUUUAGAGCAACGUACUCGGCUGUUUUGACACCAUAGCAUUUACGAUUAAAAUACGACUAGAAUUGUUAAUCAAUUUUAACUAGUUUUGGAAACGAAUAAUCACUAAUCGAAAACUUCAUUUGAAUUUGUGACAAUCCUCGAAAUAAUAGACGAACGAUCGAAAACGAUUAUCACCUUGUACAUGUUAGAUGAAAGAGUGUAACCGGAUUUACAAUAGAUUUUUUUUAUUAAAAAAUAGUCCGUCCCCACAAUUGCUUUUAAAUACACUGACUAAAACAUGAAUGAAGGUUUAAAGAUUUUUUAAGCUUUAAGAUUUACCGUAUGUUGUAUAGCAUUGUGCCAUAAACAUCAAUUUUAUCGAACAAUCUAUAAAGAUUACAUUCCUAAAAGGGUGUCAAAGUUCUUAGAACUUAUUUGACUAAAGUUUUGAACUACCCCCUUUUUAUGAGAUUGAAAGAUCUUACUUUGAGGCGACUAUUGUAGGCGUUGAUUUGUCCAGUUGUGCAACGAAAAAUGUCAUUUGUAGAUAUUGAAAAAAUUAAAUUGGAACCUGCAAUAGUAUUAUAAUGUUGGCACAGUGUUAUUCUACGAACGAAUACUUUUACUCACUACAUAAUUCAAAGUGUGCGAGUAAUUAAUGAAUUUUCAAAACAAAAUUUCAAAAUCUUUGUCACACGCACAAACAAUGUGAUCUUAAGAGUAACCCAAAACUUAUUAAAAAUAUGCCUUUAACUAUAGUGUACAAAAAAUAUUUAAAAAAAUAUAUUGAAACAUUUAUCUUCGAUUUCUGUAAUAUCGAGUUGUGCUAAACAAUAUAAUUAAUAAUAACUAAUUACUAUAUAUUAUUUAAUCAAAUAAUCACUUCACUAGGGCAAUUUUCAAUGUGAAUAAAAAAAGUUAUUGCUUCAACUAGGUUAUAUUAGAUAGUACGUACUUUUAUUGCAGAAUUCUUAAGAUAUUUAAAUAAAUGUAAACGACGAAAUCACGUGACUCAUGGGUGCUAAACCUUUUAUCAAUUUUUGUCUGAUUAUUGUCAUUAAACUGAACUUCAUUUAUUAAAAUUUAAUUCCGUUUUCGGUACCAGUUAUCCAAAAAUGGUACUGUUCCUCUAUUUUUUUGACUUAUUUAUGGGUAUGGGAAAGUAUUACCUAAAAUAACUUAUGUAUACAUUUAGUAAAAUACCUUAAGAAUUCUAACAUAUUUAGAUAACACGAAACUUACUAUGUUAUUUAAAAAAAGAAAAAUUGUUUCAUUCAAAUAUUUUUUAAGAUGUUUAUAAAAAGUUCGAUGCGAAGAACAUAUAUUGUAAGGCAACGAAGAGACUUACCAACAUACAUUCCCUGAGACUGAGACAAAAUAGAAGAGGCUUAGAUCAAAUAAGAACAUAAAUGUAUUACAAAAUAAUUUUAAGAACAACUGAGACGGUUACGGCAAGAGCCGACAUUGUAAAUACGUAACUAUUAACUUACUGUAUUUGAAUAAUAAAGUUACUUUCUUAUUAAAUUACGUACUUACUUACUGUAUAAACUGUAAUUCAGAUUGCCAGGAGUUCCUAUUACUUGACUAUAAUAAAUCAACAAACAUAAUAUUAUUAUUGUAAGAACACUGAAUAGUUUACCACAGUAAGACACACACUGGUAUUUCUUACUAUAGUAAAGUUUGUCAGAACUCACAAUCAAACAAUCGAGGUGCUAAUUCAGAAAAACGAAAUUGUCUGUAGGUACUAGAAAAUGUAGAAAGAAAGAAAUUAUAAAAUUAAGACAAAUUUAAAGGAAUUUAACUACAACAAUGUUUAAUUUUUGUAAUUAAAUUACUUUAACUCGGACUUUUUGUCGGACACAAAAGUUUUCCUGUCAUAUCAAUUAACAGUCGUGUACUAUCUGAUCAGCACCAUUUAGCCAUAUGUAUUUUGUGAGGCAUAUCAAAAUGAAUAUCAAAAAUCAUUAUGUAUCUUAGUUUCAGAAUAUUUUCAUAAAUAUCGACACAAAAUAUCUGUAAAUAAAUAAGGAUUUUGUAUUACUGACACUUUUGCCGUGACCGCUUUAACUUUAACAUCUGACAUAUAUUGAAUUGUGAUAUAAUAAAUACAAAUGACAACCGUAUUUUAAGAACAUUAACAAUGGAUAACAUCAUUCCCGCCUCUUGUUUUAAUUAUUUGUUUAUCUCUAUCCCCCUUACGAUGCAGCUUUAAAAGAUAGAAAAUAUUUUGUUAUUGAGUCACUAAACUCGACCAUGUUAUUCUGAAUAUGCCAUAUUAUUUUUGAACACAAUUAAAAAUGUUACUAAGUGUUGAUGAGUGUAAUUUUUUUUUUUUAUAUUAUAUUGCAUAAAUGUGACACGUCAAAUAUCUUCAUCUGCUUAUUCGCUUGAUGUUUAUGUUAUAAGCCAUAUCAAAAGAUAAAAGGGAGAGAGUGUGGAUCAGAUUAAAAUGCAGUUAGUAAUUUACUAUCGUUUACUGUUAAUCUAAAUGAACUUUUAAGUAUUAUACGCCAAGAGGAUAAAACUCUAAAGUUAACUAUAUAACACAAUAAACAUGUAAAUAGCUUUUGAAUAACAUGGUCGAUAAAAGUGAUACGUCAAUCUGUAUGCAUAUCUAUUAAUAUUAAUUAAAUCCAUUAACAAAAGUGAACACCAAAGAGGUUAAUAGCGAUGCAUGUGUAUUGGCGUGGUACAUAACAGUGUGAGGGGGAACGGAGUUAUAUCUUUACCACCAAGACUUCAAUAAGGCUGUGAACAACUUGAUUCGGUUCGGCUUUAUUAAAAAUUGGCGGUAACAAAUUAUAUCGGUUGGAUGAAUCAGUUAUUCGUUAAGGCUAAUAUACAAUUACAAAGCGCAAAUAAAAAUGUAAUUUUUUUUACUAUAAUAUUAAUUGAAAUAAGAAAUUUAUAUAACUAGGCACCUUCCACUAGGUUCAUAUUUACUGUUCUUAUUAUCUUUAUAUUAAUUUUAUACCUUACAAUUAUAUUUCUUAAUCUGAGAAACAUUAUAUACAUAAAUAAGUUAUUUUCCCUUAAAUUUUAUCGCGUCCUUGAAUUUGCUAAUUUAAAUUCAACAUAACUUGAAAUCUCAUAACAGUUAUGAAAUUUAAAGUUUUGUUUUCUAUAAUAUUAAAAUUCACAAAACAACAAAAAGUCACAAAAAAUGCUUAUCCAUAUUUUUUAUACAUUUCUUAUAUUAUUCGUUGAUAUGGAAUUUCCAUAUUAAACAUGUGCGAUCAGUGCUUAGUUAAAUAAAUAAUAAUGAAAAACAUAUGAAACUAAAUUACUAAAUAUAAUUAUGUAUUUAUAUUAAACAAAUGUAACUGAUUCUUGCCAACCAAGUGUGGUAUAGGGCAUGGUAAUAUCAAAUUAUUCCCACCUGUGAUAUUAAGUCAAGAAACAACUAACUAUGCCAAUGUAUUCAUUGAAUGCCAAAUAAUGUGGGUUAAUGUCAUGUCCUAUUAUAUUGUAAUAAUAUCAUUAGAACUUGCUCAAAAAGGUUUCUUAUACAUGCAUUGACAUUUAAAUGUAGAAGAAGAAUGUAGAAGCUCAAAGAAAAUUAUUUUUAAGUUUUGUCUUUUUUUUUAAUCACGGUAUCACAAUAUUUUAUCUGUACAAAUGCAAUAGGGUAAUCGGAAUAAAACCCUCUUUAAUCGUUCUAUAUUGUAAUAUGAGUUAGUAACUACCGUUACCAUAGUAUGUUAUGGUGUCUGGGAAAUAUAAAUUUUAUUGAUUCAAAAAAUUAUAAAUCUGUGUUCAUGAGGCGUCAAAGGGAGGGAUAACUCCCUAGUAAAGAUAGAUUCUUUUCGUACUAAAAAAACAACUAGUAAUUUUUUAACAAACAUUUCAAUUAUGGGGGUACCUGAAAUUAAAAAAAUGUAAAUAAAUAAUAAACAGGACAGAGUUUGUACAUUGUUUUAAUUUGUGACAAUAAUGCGAUAACCUGUUAUAGUAGAAAUUGUUGUUAUAUAUGAAAUUGUUGCUAUAUAUGAACUUUACUAGGGCAUAUUCAAGUCGUGGCUAUCGACCAGUCCGAUAUUUGUAAAAGUUAUUUUACUAUAGUUAUAUAUUCGUUUGAGCAAGUUCUAAUAAAUCAAAAGCUAACCGAAUUGCCUAGAUUUAGAUCAAAAUUGUUGUACUUAUCCAUCUGUAGUAGUAAUAAAAGGGAAUGUGAAGAAGUAUUAGGAGAAACAAGUGUUAAAAACAACUGUUAUAAAGAGUGUGUUGGGCCCACAUUCAAUCUUUUUACAUUACUUUGUAUUACCUCUAUUAUAUUAUUUUCUAUUUAGUAUUUGAUUCCGGAGAUCGCGUUUAGAUUGGUGUUAUUUGCUUGACCAUUUAAAUGACUAAAGGUGAACCGGCAUUCCUGCCUAAAUACCAAUAACAACAUGUAAUUCAAAUUAAUAAUGAGGCCAAAAGUUCCUAAUUACUGUGCGGAAAAAGUUAUGGUUAAAAAAAGACCAACAAUAUUUUUCGAGCCAAAACGACUUUAAAUAGUUUACGUUAUAACUCGGUUACUGGUUACUGUAUAAAAUAUCAACCUGAUCAACGUAAAAGAUAUUAUUUCUCUAUAUUUGUAAAAAUAUAUCCAAAAUUUUAGCUGCAGUCGUAACUUGUAAGCACGAUUUAUUUUUCUUUAAGGCAAGAACAUGUUAAAACAUGUCUAUCGACUUUAUUUCAUAUCGCACUCUUAUAUUUUUAUGUAAAUAAAGUAUGAUUUUUUGCCAUAACUUUUUUUACAUAGCACUCCGGUAGUUCUUGCCAUAACAAAAGUUAAAGUAUAUAAAAAAAACCCAUACAUUAUAUCACUUGCUGUUAUUGGUUAGGCAGGAUCCCAUACAUUUUUGCAAGAGGCAAGAAUAAUAGUAAUAUUCCAUACCUUAAGGGCUAUAGAAUAAUAGGUACUGACAACUUAUUAAGUCUCAAUUAUUCAAAAUUCUAGUUACCCUAAAUGAAUAUUGAGUAGAGAAUAAAAUAAUAGACGGAGUUUCGAAAGUACAGCGUUGUGAUAUGUGGGCCGAGUUUUUUUGAGUAUUUUUAUUAUUUCUGUUAGUAGGAAGUUAUCAAUUUUUAUUUGAAAUACUGUGUCGUUUUUUUUUCUUUUUAGUCUUUCGAAAUUUCUUUUUUUAAUUUAGAAGAAUAUUGGUGAAUUGUUGAUUUUAAUUUUUUUAACGAUAUAUUAUAUAAUAUGAUAAUUAUAGAUGUAUAACGCGGAAUAAGAGCUUACAUACACGAGGCAUAGUUAACAUGUAGUUCUAAUUAGUCAUUUAUUUGAUUUUCUGUUAAAUACGUUUAAUAUCAACAUAUAUAUACGUUUAAUAUGUAAUCGAAAAUGUGAAAAUAAUACGACGUUAAGAGCUUCUCCCUCUUCUGUAUCUUCUGCGCUUGUCUGAAACCACUUAACGAUUAAAAAAGGUAUCUUAUAUAUGUAUAAGCGGCUAGAGAUUCUGCGCCGCUUAUAGCUUAUAGCUUAUUAUUGGUUGCUUGCGUAACUGUACUAGCUAAUGGGAUGAGUUGUCAAGUUAAAAAGUUGAAUAAUACAAAGCGAAGCUUGACUGGGUUCACUAGUACCAUAGUACGCGAGUACUAUAUGUCCAGAAAUUAUCUGCAAUGCACUAUUGACGUCUUGAAGUUGAGACAUCAAUCGUUGCAUGGCUCCACAUAAUUAUGAUGUCUGAAAUAACACCAAAUAAUGCUAUAACUGCUAUAACAUAGUCGAAGAUAUAUAUAUACUCGCGAUUUUUUUUAAUAAUGUGAACAUUCAAAUUAAUUAGUAUUUUUUUAUUUUAUAAUAUGUAUGCCGUGGUUUCUACGAAUAACAGAAAUUCACGAACAUCUUGAAAUGCCAACAGUAAAAGAAGAAAUAAAAACCAAUAACAUCAAGUACAAAGCCAGACUCAGAAACCAUCCGAAUCACCUGGCUGUACAGUUAACUAUACCACAGACGAUUCAACGCUUGAAAAGACGGCAAAUUUGAUUGAAAGCCAGAAAUAACAUUUACAUGGAGCUGCUCCCACUGGGGAAGAUUGCUUUUAACCACCAAAUUUACUUACAACACCUCUGCUCAUAGUCUGUCGACUGAUCGCACGAGGAUAAUAGAACAAAAAAAUAAUAUGUAUGUCGUUGAUAACAUUUUUUAUCUAUAUUUUUUAUAAGUAUACCAAUAGUAGAGGAAUUUAGUACAUAUAUCAGUGUUACUUCUACUUAGAUUGCUCUAUCACAUACAAGGACUAACGUAGCUGCCGUAGAUCGGUAAAACUGACGGUAAAAACAAAUUACGGUACUUUAGUGACGUCAAUCCGACACAUCGUUGAAGUAUGGGCAUUCAAACAAAAAUCCAGAUAUUUUGAUUAAUACAUCUGAUACUGAAAAAUGUCACAUUGAAUGUAAGGAAGAUAAAAAAAAAUCCAUUUUUCAUCUACGUUGCAAUAUUUUUGGAACCUUAUUUUACAAACGAAAAAAACAGUAUAUUCAAAGGUAGUAAAAUAGUAAUUUUAUUGUUAGCUAUAUAUAUAUGUGUCAGCUAUAUAUUUAUGUGUUUGUUUGUGUGUUGUGUUCGCUCUUAUUCCGCGUAAUUUCGUAGAUGCGUUACAUAUAAGUAAGUGACAUAGAUUUAUAAAGUUGUCAGUUAAUGUUCACGUACAACCUUUUGCCUUGGACCGCUUGUUAUAAUGGUAGAUAUAUUAAAAAUAUAUUUGUCUGUUUGCAUAUUUUAUUAUAUAAUAAUAAUAAAUUUUAUCAUCAAAUAUAUAAAAUGCUGUAUGUACCUAUGCAGAUGCGCGUUUAACAGUUUUGUUGAUAUUUAUUGCCAUUAAAAACUAAAUGCUUAUGUACCUUGAAUUACUAUGCCAUUUCUAUAUUUAUACUUAGUAGUUGUCAAAUAAAAAGUAUUUCUUAUAAAAUUAUUAUAUGUAAGUAGAUUUACAUGUAUCUAUUGUUAUAUGAAAUGUUUAUAUUCGAAUUUGCCAAAAUGUACUGAUGUUACAAGAUACAGUAGUCUUGUGUAUAUAUCGGCAUAUAAUGAUUUAGUAUAUAUAUAUAUAUUUACGAGUAUAUGCAAGAAUCGGUUACUAAACAAAAUAUAACUUCUGGGUAUACUGGUUUUCUGUUUAGCAUAUACAUAUUAUGUCAUAUUAUUCUAUGUGUAUGAUAUAUUUAAUAUAGGUGAGUAUACAAAAUUGCGUCCAUCCUUCUUUAGAAUUAAUUUGCAAGAUACAUAAUUCUGUAAUUUCUCUCUGGUAAGUGAAUGGUUUUUGCUAAUGAAAGUACUUAUAAGAAAUACCUACCUAGUAUCUAUCAUACUUAAUUGAAAACUUAAUAUUACGAUAUAACAUAUGUUCAUAAAGAUAUUUGGUAGCUUUUGAGUAACAUUUUUUAAUUACGUACCUAUUUUAAAUACGAAAAUACUACUUACUAUAAAUAUCAACCAAUAAACCGACAUCAUUAGUAAUAAUAUUUAUUGUGAUACGUUCGUCGCCUUAUUUUAGUAAUUUUAUCACUGAAAAGCAUAUCAUAACUAUAAUUUAGAUAUGCCAUUGUGGUUUGAGUAAACUUGUCACUUGCAUUUUGUUACUUAAUUGAAGAUAUAGAUAUAUAUGUAUUACUUUACUUGCCAUUUUAUUGUCGAAUUUACUUAAAUCAAUUACCUAAUACAAAAGCGCAACUUAACAUUUAGAUCGGUUCUAAUGUGAUGAAGUGAUGAUUUUCGAUGGGCGUUGAAUUAAUUUACGUAAUGUUAAAUACCUACACGUCAAUUAAGAUUUUAUAAGUCAAGUUGCUCUUAUAUUUAAGUUGCGCUUUCAAUAUUGGGACUUUCUACUUAAAAACUGUUAAAAGCCGCAUCUUUCUUCUAUUAAAAAGUUAAUCAAUCAGUGAUUGUAACCCCGUACUUAUGUCUGUUUCGAAUUUGGUGAUACCGUGUACCGUUGAAACUCCAUAAUGUAUUUUUUCUAAAUUAUAAUAUUAUAGUUACUUAUACCAUAUUAUAUGUCACUAAUAAAUAUGUUCGUAUGUGUAGCA
Bicyclus anynana (squinting bush brown) is the source of this 16110-nucleotide messenger RNA. RefSeq lists its product as uncharacterized. Gene Ontology annotation, biological process: positive regulation of protein ubiquitination; SCF-dependent proteasomal ubiquitin-dependent protein catabolic process. The transcript has 13 exons. The record is from RefSeq and is a predicted model, not a curated record. Lineage: Eukaryota; Metazoa; Arthropoda; Insecta; Lepidoptera; Nymphalidae. Bases 259 to 1641 code for a protein of 460 amino acids. Gene Ontology annotation, molecular function: protein binding. Gene Ontology annotation, cellular component: SCF ubiquitin ligase complex.